AUGAGACGACUUAAAGUUGGGAUUCGUACUCAACUUAUUAUACUAGUUGGAUUUGCUUCAUUAUUUUCAUUAUUAAUUUUAGCUAUCGUAACUGGAGUUUAUUUCAGUAAAAAUUUAACAGAUUUAAGGUCCGAAAGAUUAUCAAUUAUUUCACAAUUAAGGUCUACUCAAGUUACUCAAUCUAUGACAUUUUUAGGGUUAUCUAUUGCUAGUAUUGCUUCAGUCAAGGAAAUUGCUUCACCUUUACAAUUAUAUAAAAAUGGUAAUCAUUCGGUUACUGUUAGUCAAGAUGUUAAAGAGGCUCUAGAUUCAUAUAUUAGUUCAUUAGAUUAUUCAAUGGCUAGAUUAUACACUUCCGAUUUUAAUUUAAUAGCUGAAAGUUUUAACAAUCAAUCAUAUGUGUCUCAACUUGCGCAAAAUCAACUAUUUCCAAUUACUGCAAAUACAACAAAUCAAUCUAGUUUACCCGAUUAUAUCAUAACUCCAGUACAAGAUCUGAUUUACUUUACAGGUCCUGUACCAAAUACAACUAUUACCUAUAAUACAACCUAUUUUUUAGGUUCAACAAUGGCAAUUUUUUCAAAUGCAAGUGAAUUUAAUGAGCGUUUAUCUGAACCAAUAGGUUAUGUUUCAUUAAUUGCAAAUGCUGAAAGUUUAAAACGUGUUUUUGAUACUUCUGAUACUGAUGAUUAUUCAUUAGUUGCAUUAAAUCCAAUGUUUGGUCCAACAAAUGAUCCCGAAUUAUACCCAUAUAAUAAAACAAAUGAAAUAAUUGGUUAUAUGAAUAUUUUUCCAGUUAAAUAUUCUGGUUUAAAACCAAAUUCUUAUUAUACUUUGGAUUUUUCACCUGCAUUAACAACUAUUUUAAUAUCAAAUGAUACUCAAGGUACAAGAUUAAAUAAAAAGUCAAAUGCUGGACCAAAAGUAGCAAUGGGUUUUAAUGAAAUUAAGUAUCAAAAUUGGUUAUGGUAUGUCAUUGUAAUACAAAAACAAUCGACUUUUAGUGGUCCUAUAACUAAAUUGAAAAAAAUUGUUAUUGGUGUUGUUAUUGGACUAGGUGCAUUUAUGUGUUUUAUUACAUUUCCAUUAGCCGUUUGGUUUAUUAAACCAAUUACAAAAUUAAAAGAAGCAACUGAAGCAAUUACAAGUUGUAGAAAGAAGGACAAGAAUGUUCAUAAUUCUGAAGAAGAAGAUGAAACAUUAACUGAACUGAAAAUAAAACGUAAUAAUUCACUUUCAUCACGAGAUUCCACAAGUUCAUAUUCUUCAGGUAUAAGAUUACCUGCCAGAAUACCAAGAUCAAAACCAUUUUUCAAAGAUGAAUUAACUGAAUUAUCAGAAGCUUUUAAUAUUAUGACUGAAGAAUUGGAAAAACAAUAUUCACAUUUAGAAGAUAGAGUUAAAUCAAGAACAAAAGAAUUAGAAGCAUCUAAAAUUGAAGCAGAAUCUGCAAAUGAAGCAAAGACAAUUUUUAUUGCUAAUAUAUCACACGAAUUAAGAACUCCAUUGAAUGGUAUACUAGGUAUGACUUCAAUUGCAAUGGAUGAAGAAGAUGAAUCAAAAAUGAAAGAUUCACUUAAGUUAAUUUAUAGAUCUGGUGAAUUAUUAUUACAUAUUUUAACUGAAUUAUUAACUUAUUCCAAAAAUACAUUAAAUAGAUCAAAAUUAGAAAAGACAGAUUUUCAAGUCUUGGAAAUUGCUUAUCAAAUUCAUUCCAUUUUUAACAAAUUAGCAUUAGAUCAAAAAGUAAACUUUCAAAUUAGACUAAAACCAAGUAUACUACGAAAAUUGAUAUUGUAUGGUGAUUCAAAUAGAAUUAUACAAAUUAUUAUGAACUUAGUUUCAAAUUCUCUAAAAUUCACACCAGUUGACGGUUCAGUUCAUGUGAAUUUCAAAUUAUUGGGAGAAUAUGAUGUAUCAAAAUCACAAAAAGUUAAUUAUGAAAAGGUUUAUGUUUUAGACAAUACCAAAGUCAAUCAUGAAAAAGGACCCGGACCCUUGCCCUCAUUGCCUUAUGAAUCAGAAAAAGCUUUGCAGAUCAAUGAUUCCUCCAGCAUAUUAACUUUCACAACACAACAAUAUGAAAAUAAAAUCUUUCAAGAACAAUUUGAAGAUAAACCAUUACCAGAUUCACCAAGAAGUUCAACUGCAUCAAUACCGACAGUCAAUAAUGAAAAACCUAUACAAUUAAAAGCAAUUACUCCAUCACCAUCAAAGCGUACAACAUAUCCAAUAUUUGAUAAAAAACCAGAAUUAAAUGGGAAUCAUCAUGAAAUACUACGAAAUAAUAAAAAAUUUAAAAUUAGACACAAUUACAAACCAAAAACUUGGGUUUUACGUGUUGAAGUUAUUGAUACUGGACCGGGUAUUGAACCCGCAUUACAAGAAAAAGUCUUUGAACCAUUUGUUCAAGGUGAUCAAACAUUAUCAAGAAAUUAUGGUGGUACAGGUUUAGGUUUAUCAAUUUGUAAGCAAUUGGCUAAAAUGAUGAAUGGUACAUUAACAUUAAAAUCUGAAAUUGGAAAAGGUUCAACAUUUAUUUUAACAUUACCAUUACCACAAACUGGUGAAAUUGUUGUACCAUCAUCUGAUAUGAAUGAUUUGUCUAAUGAUAUUUUUAAUGAUAAACCGGCAACACCAGAAACUGAAUCACUUCCAACACCAGUUACAACCGUACCUGUUAAAAAACCUUCAUUAAUAUUUGCAAAUUCGACAGGUACUGCUAAUUUAACACCACAAAAUAAUGAAGACACAUUACUUGAAUCAAGUUUAAAACUUCUUAAAAUUUUAGUAGCUGAAGAUAAUUUAGUUAAUCAAGAAGUUAUUAAAAGAAUGUUAAAAUUGGAAGGAUUUGAAAAUAUAGUAAUGGCAUGUAAUGGUGCAGAAGCAAUUGAAUUUAUAAAAGAAAGUAUGGAAAACAAUGAGCCAUUUGACUUAGUAUUUAUGGAUAUUCAAAUGCCAAAAAUUGAUGGAUUAUUAGCUACGAAAAUGAUUAGAAAUAAUUUAAAAUAUACUAAACCAAUAAUUGCCUUGACUGCAUUUGCAGAUGAAAGUAAUGUAAAAGAAUGUUAUAAUUCAAAUAUGAGUGGAUUUUUAGCAAAACCAAUUAGAAGAUCAAAUUUAAAGAAGGUUAUUGCUCAAUUUUGUCCAAUUUUAUUAAAAGAAAUUGUGAUUACACCAAUUCAAGAAGAUGAUUCGAAACAAUUUGGAUAUUUCCCAUCAAUGGAUGAUAAAAAAUAG
Insectozyma verbasci is the source of this 3240-nucleotide messenger RNA. The record is from the annotation of a GenBank genome assembly. Lineage: Eukaryota; Fungi; Ascomycota; Pichiomycetes; Serinales; Debaryomycetaceae.